CACAGUCGUACCAUACCCGGAAGUCAAGCCGCGGUCUUCUGUUUCGCGUGUUGAGAAAGAUGGCAACUCGCAAAGACCCUGCGCCUGGGGCCAGCCUGGAGUCCGCUGUUAAACAGGUCCAGAUCGAAGGCCUGGUAGUGCUGAAGAUUAUUAAACACUACCAGGAGGAAGGUCAGGGCAGUGAGGUGGUGCAGGGAGUGCUGCUGGGCCUGGUGGUUGAUGACCGGCUGGAGAUCACGAACUGCUUCCCCUUUCCCCAGCACACCGAGGAUGAUGCUGACUUUGAUGAGGUUCAGUAUCAGAUGGAGAUGAUGAGAAGUCUUCGUCACGUCAACAUCGACCAUCUGCAUGUGGGUUGGUACCAGUCCACCUUCUUCGGCUCCUUUAUGAGCCGAGCCCUGCUGGACUCUCAGUUCAGCUACCAGCACGCCAUCGAGGAGUCUGUGGUGCUAAUUUAUGAUCCCAUUAAGACAGCUCAGGGAUCCUUGUCCCUCAAGGCCUACAGGCUCACCCCCAAACUCAUGGAGAUUUGCAAAGAGAAAGACUUCUCUGCAGAAUGCUUGAAGAAGGCCAGUGUGGGCUAUGACAACAUGUUUGAGGAAGUUCCUAUUGUCAUCAAGAAUUCUCACCUUAUCAGCGUGCUGCUGUGGGAGCUGGAGAACAAAUCGACUGUAGUGGAAAAGCACGAGCUGCUCAGCCUCUCCAGCAGCUCUCAUCUCGAGAAAAGCCUUCAGAUGCUGAUGGACCGAGUGGACGAAAUGUGCCAAGACAUCAACAAGUACAACAACUACAGCCGCAGCCUGAGCAAACAGCAGCAGCAAAAACACCAGUACGUCCAGAGGCGUCAGCAGGAGAACACUCAGAGGCAGAGCCGAGGUGAGCCUCCUCUUCCUGAAGAAGAUCUCACCAAGCUGUUCAAGCCACCACAGCCUCCUCCACGCAUGGAUUCCCUGCUCAUAGCUGGGCAAAUCAACACUUACUGCCAGACUGUGAAGGAGUUUACUUCUCAGAACCUGGGUAAGCUCUUCAUGGCAGAGGCUCUCCAGGGCCAUGGCAGCUAGAGGACAGCAGACAAACCGCAUCUCCUGAGGCGAGUCCUGAAAUUGGUUAUGAGUAAAUCUCCUUUAAGUUGCCAACAAAAGAAGUCAAAGAACAGAAGGGAAAUUUGUCUCUUUUGGCAGAAAAUGUAUUUAGUAUGAAAUUGUUACAUGGAUAAAUGAUCAUGUUUAUAAAGCUAUAACUAAUGAUGUGCAUGGGUAUGCAUUUUUUUUAAUAUUUAUAUAGCACAUGUUUUAGCUUCAUUAUGUAACUGAUCCAUGACGAGAAAGCAGAAUUUCCCUCAUUUGGUUUUGUAAAAGGAGAAGUCAAUAAAUUUGAUAAUUAAAUGGAUUGUGCCUAACCUUUA
Messenger RNA from Silurus meridionalis, 1405 nucleotides. RefSeq names its product eukaryotic translation initiation factor 3, subunit H, b (gene eif3hb). Gene Ontology annotation, cellular component: cytosol; eukaryotic translation initiation factor 3 complex; cytoplasm. The coding region runs from base 60 to 1061 and encodes 333 amino acids. Lineage: Eukaryota; Metazoa; Chordata; Actinopteri; Siluriformes; Siluridae. Gene Ontology annotation, molecular function: translation initiation factor activity; protein binding; metallopeptidase activity. The transcript is spliced from 8 exons. The record is from RefSeq and is a predicted model, not a curated record.